This is a messenger RNA of Cyprinus carpio (common carp), 2605 nucleotides long. Its product is annotated as butyrophilin-like protein 3. Bases 1 to 2400 code for a protein of 799 amino acids. Gene Ontology annotation, molecular function: protein binding. The record is from RefSeq and is a predicted model, not a curated record. NCBI's taxonomy places the organism in Eukaryota, Metazoa, Chordata, Actinopteri, Cypriniformes, Cyprinidae. The transcript has 12 exons.
AUGCCAGUUUGGAUCGCUCGGUGGGAAAUAAGUGCGGCUGCAUCUCCAGGACCAGUGAACAUUGCAGGAGAAAUCCGCAGCAUUCCUCUGCCGAACCAGAGAAGGGCGCUGGUUUGGCCAUGGGACUGGAGGGCACUGAAGUGUGAAGAAGGCAUCUACGAGGUCCGGGAAGGGGUCUGGAUGGCUCAUGCUUGUGUCAACCUGCUCUCUUUUCUCUUUGUAACAGAGCGGUAUGAAGUCGUGGGAUCUGCAGAUCCUGUGUUUGCUGUAGCUGGUGAAGAUGUGAUUCUGCCCUGUUCAGUCAAACCCAACAUCAGUGUUGUGGACAUGAGAGUGGAGUGGUUUAGAUCCGAUCUGAAAGACACACUAGUGCAUCUUUAUGAUAAUCAUGUAGACAAAAAUACAGAUCAGAAUCAGUCCUACAGAGGGAGAACAAAACUGAAUCAUCAAGAACUACAGAAAGGAGACACAUCACUCAAACUCUCAUCAGUCCGAGUCUCUGAUGAAGGACGUUAUAAGUGUUUUAUUCAGUCCAAAUCUUGGUCUGAUGAUGUCACUGUUGAUGUCAGAGUUGAAGCUGUAGGACGUCCUCCAGUGAUCACUGUAGAUGGGUUUGAUCAUUCAGGCGGGCUUCAUCUACAGUGUGAAUCUGAAGGCUGGUAUCCUGAACCUGAUCUUGAGUGGCUGGGCAGUGAAGGAGUCAGUCUGAGUUCAGAAACUAUGGAGACACACAGAAACACAGACAGAAUCAGUGUGAAACACACCACUACUGUACAUCACAGUUAUGACAAGAUUCACUGCAGAGUCAAACUGAGACAUCACAUGCUGGAGGCACUGAUUAUCAGCUCAAGUAAUAUGUUUCGUUCUUGGAGGACAUCAGUCAUCAUGAUUUCAGUUGCUGUUGUGCUCAGUGUGAUUGCUGGAAUACUGAUAGCUGUGUUUGCUCAUAAAAACAGAGAGAUGAAGUUCAUUUGUUUGACUUUGCUGAUUAUUGGUGGAAUUACAGAUUCAAUAUCAGAGCGGUAUGAAGUCGUGGGACCUGCAGAUCCUGUUCUUGCUGUAGCUGGUGAAGCUGUGAUUCUGCCCUGUUCAGUCAAACCCAACAUCAGUGUUGUGGACAUGAGAGUGGAGUGGUUUAGAUCUGAUCUGAAAGACACACUAGUGCAUCUUUAUGAUGAUCAUGAAGAUAAAAAUACAGAUCAGAGUCAGUCCUACAGAGGGAGAACAAAACUGAUCCAUCAAGAACUACAGAGCGGAGAUGCAUCACUCAAACUCUCAUCAGUCCGAGUCUCUGAUGAAGGACUUUAUAAGUGUUUUAUUGAGUCCAAAUCCUGGCAUGAUGAUGUCACUGUUGAUGUCAGAGUUGAAGCUGUAGGACGUCCUCCAGUGAUCACUGUAGAUGGGUUUGAUCAUUCAGGAGGGCUUCAUCUACAGUGUGAAUCUGAAGGCUGGAACCCUAAACCUGAUCUUGAAUGGCUGGACAGUGAAGGAGUCAGUCUGAGUUCAGAAACUAUGGAGAUUCAAAGAAACACAGACGGAUUCAGUGUGAAACACACCACUACUGUACAUCACAGAGAUGACAAGAUUCACUGCAGAGUCAAACUGAGACAUCACAUGCUGGAGACACUGAUUAUCAGCUCAAGUAAUAUGUUUAGUUCUUGGAGGACAUCAGUCAUCAUGAUUUCAGUUUUUGUUGUGCUGAGUGUGAUUGCUGGAUUACUGAUAGCUGUGUUUGCUCAUAAAAACAGAGAUCACGAUCGACUACAGAAUGAGAAGAGAAGACUACAAAAUGAAUGUGAUCAACUUUCACAACUUCUGAAGACAAUCAUACCUCAAGCUCUCACACAUUCAAGAACACACAAGGUGAAUGUGAUUCUGAAUGCUGAUACGGCUCAUCCAUGUCUCAUCGUGUCUGAUGAUGGGAAACAAGUGAGAAAUGAAAACAGAUGGACAAAAAGAGUGUAUGGAGGAAAAGACAGAUUUGAUAAAUAUCUUGGUGUUCUUGGGAAGGUUGGAUUCUCCUCAGGGUGUUUUUACUUUGAGGUUCAGGUGAAGGGACAAACUAGGUGGUAUUUAGGAGUGACCAGAGCAUCUGUGAACAGGAAGGGGUCGAUCAGUCUGAGUCCUGAGAAUGGAUACUGGACUGUGAGUCUGUUUGAUGGGAAGUAUCGAACUCAUGAGUCUUCAUAUGUCUCUCGUGCUCUGAGUGUGAAUCCUCAGAGGAUCGGUGUGUUUGUGGAUUAUGAGAAGGGUCUCGUCUCCUUUUGUGACGUGGAGUCCAUGUCUCUUAUCUACUCUUUCACUGAUCAGUCUUUUAAUAAGAAACUCUAUCCAUUUGUUAGUUUGGGGUAUUGGAUGAAUGAAAACCCCACUCCACUGAUUAUCUGUGAUGAUUACUAACGAGAUCAGUGACUGAAUUUACAUGAUCCACUGAAAUAAACCAAAAUACAAUUUAAAAAGUGUAACAGCAAUAAAUAUUAAAUAUUAUUUGCACUUCCAGUCAAAAAUAUGGCCACACAAGGGUGAUUUUAUGUUUUCUGUGCUCUUAAAAUGUUUUGAUUUUAAGACUUUUUUUCUUUAAAUGUCUGAAAUUACUUUUUUUUUU